Rodentolepis nana is the source of this 441-nucleotide messenger RNA. NCBI's taxonomy places the organism in Eukaryota, Metazoa, Platyhelminthes, Cestoda, Cyclophyllidea, Hymenolepididae. The record is from the annotation of a GenBank genome assembly.
AUGCUUAUUCCUGUCGCUGUCCGCAAAUCUAUUUAUGAAUAUCUUCUAAAUGAAGGUGUAAUGACGGCUAUUGAGGAUCCCCGACCUAAAGUUCUCCAUCCGGCUGUCAAGGUGAGGAACUUAUACGUUAUGAACGUAUUGAAAUCCCUCGCUUCACGUGGUUAUGUACGUAAACGGUUCGCCUGGAGGACUUACUACUGGUUCCUCACCAAUGAAGGAAUUGAUUAUCUGCGCGAGGUCCUUCACCUUCCCACGGAAAUCGUUCCAUUUACCCUUAACAAGCCAACUAUUGAUACCGCUAGACUUGGAAUGACAGGUCCAUCUGGACCCAGAAUGCCAAAUGAUGGCCGAGGUGCCUAUCGUUGUGGCGCUGUGGGAGCACCUGAGACUGGCAAAGAUGCCCCCGUUGUUCCCGAAGGCGAAAUUAAUUUUCGUGGUUAA